Panicum virgatum (switchgrass) is the source of this 1567-nucleotide messenger RNA. Its product is annotated as cytochrome P450 87A3-like. The transcript has 9 exons. The coding region runs from base 92 to 1567 and encodes 491 amino acids. Gene Ontology annotation, molecular function: oxidoreductase activity, acting on paired donors, with incorporation or reduction of molecular oxygen; heme binding; monooxygenase activity. The record is from RefSeq and is a predicted model, not a curated record. Gene Ontology annotation, biological process: sterol metabolic process. NCBI's taxonomy places the organism in Eukaryota, Viridiplantae, Streptophyta, Magnoliopsida, Poales, Poaceae.
GUAGCUUCUCUUGCCUCACUGCAGCCUGCACCGCCAUUAGGCAGGCAGCAAGAGCAACCAGACCUUCUCUUUCCUAGCUUCCUCGGCAGCCAUGGAAUCGCUGGUCUGUGGUGCAGUAUGGGCUGCGACCUUGGCCAUGGUGAUGGCUUUCAUCACGUGGGCGUACAGGUGGAGCCAUCCGAAAGCGAGCGGCCGGCUGCCUCCGGGCUCCCUCGGCCUCCCUCUCCUCGGCGAGACCUUGCAGUUCUUCGCGCCGAACCCUACCUGUGACGUCUCCCCAUUCGUGAAGGAGAGACUGAACAGGUACGGGAACAUCUUCAAGACGAGCAUCGUCGGGCGGCCGGUGGUGGUGUCGGCGGACCCGGACCUCAACUACUACGUGUUCCAGCAGGAGGGGAAGCUGUUCGAGAGCUGGUACCCGGACACCUUCACCGAGAUCUUCGGCCGCGACAACGUCGGCUCCCUGCACGGCUUCAUGUACAAGUACCUCAAGACCCUCGUGCUCCGCCUCUACGGCCAGGAGAACCUCAGGGCAGUGCUCCUCGCCGAGACCGACGGCGCCUGCCGCGCCAGCCUCGCCUCCUGGGCCGGCCGCCCCAGCGUCGAGCUCAAGGACGCCAUCUCCACCAUGAUCUUCGAUCUCACCGCGAAGAAGCUGAUCAGCUACGAGCCGUCAAAGUCGUCCGAGAAUCUGAGGAAGAACUUCGUGGCCUUCAUCCGCGGCCUCAUCUCCUUCCCGGUGGACAUUCCCGGCACAGCCUACCAUGAGUGCAUGCAGGGGAGGAAGAACGCUAUGAAGGUGCUCAAGAAGAUGAUGCGGAAGCGGAUGGCGGACGCGGGGAGGCAGAGGGAGGACUUCUUCGACGUCCUGAUCGAGGAGCUGAGGAGGGAGAAGCCCGUCAUGACGGAGGCCAUCGCGCUCGACCUCAUGUUCGUGCUCCUCUUCGCCAGCUUCGAGACGACGGCGCUGGCGCUCACGCUGGGCGUCAAGCUCCUGGCCGAGAACCCCAGGGUGCUCCGGGCACUAGCGGAGGAGCAUGAGGCGAUUGUCAGGAGCAGGAAGGACAGCGAUGCUGGACUCACGUGGGCCGAGUACAAGUCCAUGACCUUCACAUCACAGGUCAUAUUGGAGAUAGUACGAUUGGCAAACAUUGUGCCGGGGAUUUUUCGGAAGGCCUUGCAAGACAUUGAGUUCAAAGGCUACACCAUACCGGCAGGUUGGGGAGUGAUGGUGUGUCCUCCAGCAGUGCACUUAAACCCCGAAAUCUACGAAGAUCCAUUGGCGUUUGAUCCUUGGAGGUGGCAGGACAAGGCGGAAAUCACCGGUGGAACAAAGCAGUUCAUGGCCUUCGGUGGGGGUCUCCGGUUCUGCGUGGGCACCGAUCUCAGCAAGGUCUUGAUGGCAACUUUCAUCCACAGCCUGGUUACAAAAUACAGUUGGAGAACUAUCAAAGGAGGGAACAUAGUCCGUACCCCGGGCCUCAGUUUCCCUGAUGGAUUUCAUGUUCAGCUAUUCCCUAAAGAGCUGACGCCUUCUUCUGUUCUGAACACAGCGUGUUCUGUCUGA